Molecule: messenger RNA, 2701 nt
Organism: Branchiostoma floridae (Florida lancelet)
Lineage: Eukaryota; Metazoa; Chordata; Leptocardii; Amphioxiformes; Branchiostomatidae
Product: zinc finger RNA-binding protein-like
Exons: 14
Coding region: 43-1773 (576 amino acids)
Cellular component (GO): precatalytic spliceosome
Molecular function (GO): zinc ion binding; double-stranded RNA binding; single-stranded RNA binding
Source: RefSeq, a predicted model, not a curated record
GUAAUGGUACAAUCUUAAGCAUUUCCGGUAAAGAAAGCCAAAAUGGCGGGGACACCUAUGGAUUUAGAUUUUUCGUCAGACUACAGUUUUGCGGGGCCUUCCACCUCAUCUGCCGCGGUACCCUCCACGAGCGGAGCGAGUACGGGCCAGCGGCAGUUCAGCUACAACCCCACGGGCCAGAUGGCAGGGACGGGGACCUACACGGACUUCAGUAGCAGCGCGGCGGCGGCGUCCAAACCACAGAGCAUCACACAGCUGGCGAGCGCGGCUUACUGUGAAUCCUGCGACCAAAACUUUAGAUCUGAGGACUCGUACCGUGUCCACUUGAAGAGCAUUGGCCACUUGAUGAAGUCCAGCGGGACUGACCUGGGUCUGGACGCGGCCAAAGGCUACGUCCCUCCGAUCGUGAAGCCCCCACCAGUGGAAGAGAAGAAGGAAAAGCCUGCUGAAGAGACGGUUCACAGGAAGCAGUUUCCUGAUGAGUACUUCUGUCAUAUUUGCCAGGCCAAGUGCACCAGUGAGAGCCAGUUUGAAAGCCACAAUAAUGGUGCUCGUCACAAAAAGAACUUGGUCGCUGUGGAGAAAGGCAUCAAAAAAGCGCCAGUUGCCAGGCCUAAGUCUGCAGGAGAUGGUAGUAAACCCAACGUCGUGGACACCCUGCAGCCGUCACGGUGUAUGGAUAAACUAGAGCUGAUGGAAGAACCUCUCGUUGGUCUGGACUACAUCACAGAGUUCCAGAAUGAGGACCCUGACAUAGAGGAACACUACAUGUGCAGCCUGUGUGACUCCAAGUGUGACCCUCGCACGCUGAACACUCAUGUUAUAGGGGCCAGGCACAGGCUGGCUUACUUGAAAGAGCACCAUCCUGACAUGGCAGCCAUGACCCUGCAGAAUAAGAAACGCUCAGAACAGUCCGUCGCCCUGGCAGAGUUUGUCAAACAGGCAGUGAAGCAGGAUGGACAGAAGGAAGUGAAAGUGAAGCUGGAGCUGAACCCGUUCUACAACCCAGAGCAGCGGGAGAAGGAGAAACGAAAGCGACAGGAGCAGCAUCGCAGACAUGCAGAGGCCACCGCUGCUAAGCGUCGCAGGCUAGGUCUGACGGAAGAUGAUGACUGGGGUGGUGCCUAUGGGUCUGGCCCUGGACGCAGGGGUCGCAAUGGGCCACCCAAGGGGCGUGGCAGACGAAGAUACCCUGAAGACGAAGACGACUACUACUACCCAGGUGGGUAUGCAGACUAUGGCUAUCCUGAUGAGCCGUAUCGUGAAGGAGUGUCGCGUGGACGCGGGCGCGGCCGCAUGCUGCCGCCCGCUGCCCUCCGUCCCAGGUCUCCCAGAAGUAGGGAGGCCUACUAUGAGGGAGGGUACCCGGAGGCACCAUAUGAAGAUGAUCCACACUACGGCCGCGAUCCUUACUACCAUGCAGAAAGACGUCGGGAAGCUUACUAUCGACGUGAAGUUGAAGGGUACGAGGCUGACCCGUACGGUGGUGGGCGUCCCCUCCCACCAGACUUCCGUGGUCCAGGCGGUCGUGGUCGUGGUUUCGAUGACUUUGGUCGACAUGAGCAAGGACCUAGCCAUGGGCCCCCAGCAGACAGAAGUCAGCUGGCAGACCUCAUUGGCAGGGCUAAAGACCUGGUCAGUAGUGAGGAUGAUGCUGCUAUGGCCCUUCAGCUGUCCAAUGCCCUGACCAAGGCCCUCCUCUCCUACAGGCUGAAGAACGUUCCACCUGAGUUGCUGAAACAUGCCAUGGGUGAACUGGGACCAAACUUCUAGAGAAGAAAGCAGUGACCACAUCUGCUGUCAGAAGCUACUUCAAUUACAUAGUUACUGUUUCUCUUUUACUUUCACUUCUAGUUCACUUUGUAAUGGGUUAUCAGAAAUACAGUCAAGUAUACAAGCAUAAACACUCCUUGCUGUUAUUUGCCAAAAUAUGUGGCAGUGUACCAGGAUAUAGGUAAAAUGGGAAAAUAUGUUUAAAUGUUGAGGUUUUCUGUCCGUUUGUUGAUACAGUUGUUUUGCUUGAUGUUACCAUGGCCAAAAUUGAUUCUGAAGAAGGAUUAUUACCAGCAUAAUGGGAUAAUGGGACUUGCUAAAAUUUUUGACUUAACAGCGCCAGUCUUUGUUAAGGAAUGAGCCGUCCGUGGCUUCUGUGAUGUCCUUGCCAAAGACUGGUAGUGUACAGUCAAAAAUUUGGAAUUGCAUUUUGCAAGUCCGAUUUUCUCAUUGUGUUGGAAAUUAUAGUCCUUCAGAAUGAAUUCUACCAACACGUGAAUUUUCAACCUAUGACCGGCUCACACGUUUGGUGGAUAAUUAUCACAGGUAUCAAUCCAGGUGACAAUGGUAAGAUAUGCAUAUGACCUGGAGAGCUAAGAACAUAAAGUGGAUGUUGCAACAGGGAAUCUUAAUUUAGUUUAUUCCUGUGGCGAGACUAGUUAGAGGUGUUUGGCUGCAAGUUUACAGAGAGGGGGGAACCAGAUGGAUGCUUCAUAGACAAGACCAUAUGGGAUUGAUGUAUAAUGUGAUAUGUGUCCAGGAAAACCAAAUAUUGCAUACAAAUAGUAUUCACACCAGAAGAUUAUCACAACAACUCAGUGCACAAUAACUUUCAUUAUAUUUUACAAUAUAUUGAAAAUUGAUAACCAAUGGCCAUAAGAUAUACUGCAGUUAAAGUCAACCAAAUAAAUUUAUCUGUAAAAACAAA